Poecilia latipinna (sailfin molly) is the source of this 3770-nucleotide messenger RNA. RefSeq names its product pre-B-cell leukemia transcription factor 4 (gene pbx4). Gene Ontology annotation, molecular function: DNA binding; DNA-binding transcription factor activity, RNA polymerase II-specific. NCBI's taxonomy places the organism in Eukaryota, Metazoa, Chordata, Actinopteri, Cyprinodontiformes, Poeciliidae. The record is from RefSeq and is a predicted model, not a curated record. The transcript has 10 exons. Gene Ontology annotation, cellular component: nucleus. The coding region runs from base 587 to 1936 and encodes 449 amino acids. Gene Ontology annotation, biological process: regulation of DNA-templated transcription.
UGGUGCUGUGAGUUUUAAUGGUCAAAGCGACGUACACCACUCCGCUGAAGAACAUCCCACAUACUCAUCAACAACAAUGGCAAACCGUAGUCUGUUUUGGUAACACUUUUUUUUUUUUAUAGGAGCAACAAGGUUUGAAACUGUGUGUGUUCACACCUGAUAUAACCCCUAAAUUACCGCGCUAUUUUUAAAGACGCGUAUGUUCGUUUGUGGCUACAUUUUCGUUAUACAUUUUUCCUGAAAAUGUGCGAGGCGCUCACACAGGCUGUGCAUGUGUGUCCCUGCUGCCUUUCUGCUGGGCUACUGCUGCUAACCUAGCUGCUUCUUUUUACACGGUGGUUAGCCUCCGUUAGCCUGGCCGCGUUUAUUAACUAGUAGAAGAAACAAAAGAUACAGACGAAUGUAAAGCUUGUUCGUGCUAUUUGAUUUGCGAAAACAACCCCAAACUAAUCGCCUAUUGUCGCUGUCGGGUAAGGGAAUAAGUGUUGUAUGAUUUAUCGUGGAAAACACUUUGCUGGCUAGCUAAUAGGCUAGCUAUUUGAUUGUGUUCGUCGACUGAGGAAAACGGCGAGUUUUCUUUGAAAGUAUGGAUGAUCAGACUAGGAUGCUGACGGGUCUCACCGGACUCGGUGGACUAUCACAGCCCGAUGUCGGUGAUCCGGACUCGGUCCGGAAACAACAGUCCCUCGGUCAGCCGCAACAAGACAUUGGAGAUAUUCUACAGCAAAUAAUGGCCAUCACCGACGAAAGCCUGGACGAAGCACAGGCCAGAUCCUGGCCAGAGGAAUCGCCAGCGCAUUGGGGUGGAUCAGACGACCCCACAGAGGGAGGGAGAGCAGGGGGGGGCAUGGCAGGGGGUGGCCUGCCACUCAACUUCCAGCACAGGAAGCAUGCCCUGAACUGUCACAGAAUGAAACCAGCACUCUUCAGCGUUCUUUGCGAGAUCAAAGAAAAGACAGUUCUGAGUAUACGAGGUGUACAGGAAGAAGACCCCCCAGACCCCCAAAUCAUGCGGCUGGACAACAUGUUGCUUGCAGAGGGCGUGUCAGGACCAGAGAAAGGCGGGGGAUCGGCUGCAGCCGCUGCGGCUGCAGCCGCGGCGGGGGGCUCGCCCACCGACAGCAGCAUCGAACACUCUGACUACAGAGCCAAACUUGCCCAGAUCCGUCAGAUAUAUCAUUCUGAGCUGGAGAAAUAUGAACAGGCCUGCAGUGAAUUCACCAACCAUGUAAUGAACCUGCUGAGGGAGCAGUCUCGCACACGGCCCAUCUCUCCCAAGGAGAUUGAACGCAUGGUGGCCAUAAUCCACCGUAAAUUUAGCUCCAUCCAGAUGCAGCUCAAACAGAGCACCUGCGAGGCGGUCAUGAUUUUGCGCUCGCGCUUCCUUGAUGCCAGACGUAAGAGGCGCAACUUCAACAAGCAAGCUACAGAAGUACUGAACGAGUAUUUCUACUCCCACUUGUCUAACCCCUACCCCAGCGAGGAAGCAAAGGAGGAACUGGCCAAAAAGUGUGGGAUCACUGUGUCUCAGGUCUCUAAUUGGUUUGGCAACAAGAGAAUACGCUACAAGAAGAACAUCGGUAAGUUCCAGGAAGAAGCUAAUCUGUACGCGGUUAAAACGGCGGUGGAUGCUGCGAAUGUGUCAGCGCAAGCCAGUCAGGCUAACUCUCCAGCAACACCCAACUCAGGUGAUACCUACCUUGGCCAACGUUCCCUCAAUGGUGAGGGUCUCAACUUUACCCCCUCUCUACAGCUGCAGGUGGAUACCCUGCACCGUGCUACACACCUGACGGGCGGCUAUGAGGAGUUGUCAAGCAGCGGCCUCUUCACCCCUCAUCGCCUGGAUGCUAACAGCUGGCAGGACACCACCAACCCGCCCUCGGUUACCUCCCCUCCUGGUCCACCUGGCAGCGUCCACUCUGACACUUCCAACUGAUCUGGUGGCUUUACCUGCCUUCUCUUUAUUCCCACUGUGGUCUGCUGUUAAAAAUCAUCUUGUGUUCCUAUUUUUCUUCUUCUUUUUGUUUUUAUUUUUUGUUUCAUUUCUCCCCUGUGAACAGGCCACAUGAAGUUGUAUACAUAUUUCAUUCACACUUGCUGUUCUGGACCACAGGACAGCUGUACAGUAGCUGGGAGGAAAUUCUCCUUUCACCUUCAUUCCAGUUCUCCGCUCUUUAAAAGUUAAAAAAAGGGGGGAAUGGAGCUCAGAGACAUAAAGAAAAACAUCCUUAUUGUCAAGGACUUUUGGGGGGGGGAAAUGAAAAAGAAAAAAAAAACACACAUCCAGCUGUGUAGAUGAUCAUGAUGUCUGUACAUUAUGUGUAUAUGCACGUUAACUUUACACAGUACUCCCACGGCUUGUUCAUGUGCUGUUUGACCUUUACACUCAACUCUUUGCUUUGGGAAACUGUGUGUAAUUGCCCGUAUCUGCUGAAGCCUUGGCAUCUGACAGCCAAACUGUGGUUACGGACCACCAGGGAGCUCUAGCUCACCUUGCUUGUACCAAAGUGCUGCCCCAGUGUUCCUCUGAGAUUACCCUCUGCCUACUCAACACAAGACACUGUUGCAUCAAUGUAUCCUUCUGUUAGGAUUUUAAGGUGAGCAACUGACAUUUUGCACAGAGGUGCACGCAACCGUCCCCAAAACGUACCGCUCACAACUUGUCGGCAGUUCCCGCUACGAGCCGACACAAACGAUGUGUCAAGCACAGAUGUUAGCAUCCUUACUAUGGGUUUGUACCCUUCCAGGAAGGUGAGGGGGAUCACUGCUCCGAACCAGGCAGGACGAGAGACGGUAGGGCUGGUGUGAAGAGAAUAGGAGAACAUCUUUGGUUGAGCAUAUGUAACCAAUAGCUCUUUCCACUGCUAACCCAUUGAGGGUGUUGGUAGAUGGCUUGUAGACUUUACUUCUUUCUUUCUGUCCACUAGUUUAUUUGAUUGUAGACUAUUAUCUAAUGCUGUUUCACCAAGAAUGCACCAGCCACCACCAAAAAUUAGCUCAAUACGACAUCUUUAUGACAAAACGAAGGGUGGAAAGAUCGCGAGGCAUCGAUGUAUUACUGGAACAAAUGUGACAUGAACUUAGAAAUGUGACUGUCUUCCAUGCAUGUAGGACUUCUAGGUGUUAUACUGUUUUUUCAUUUACGUUUUUAGCUUAAUUUGUAUUAACGAAAGAAAAGAAAAAAAUAAAUGAAAUAAAAGGUAAAACUAUUACAGUCAGACCAAAACCAAAAAAUAAAUAAAAGUACAUCACAUGUUGAUGUGUCUGUGUGGACGUGUAAAAGGUUCCUGGGAUUAUCUUAGUCGAACUGGCUGGUGCUCCUUCGAACUUUGUAAGCAUUAUGUAGACUGGGUGCUUCCACCAGCUAACGACACGCGAGGUGGGGUUCAACUGAGAUUUUUUUUCCCCCCAUCUUGGAAACUUAAGCUUGUGAGCCUGAGGCAACAUGUUAACAACCUGAUGUUGUACCAAAACCAAAUAUACAAAGUUCAGCAAUGUAAUAAUGCUACUUUUUUUAAACAUUGGUGCGCAGUCGCCUUUUACAUUAGAGGAGAGGAGGGAAUUCUGUUUGUACCUGUGUCUCUUUUGUGGUGUUGUCAUGCCUCAAGUUGGUUUCUUUAUUUUUUUUUUUGUUUUGUUUUUUGUUUUAAAUGGGGCUUCAUAAAUGAUGGGUGGAGUGAACACUCAUCACACCUGUGAUUUGAUUGUGAGCAUAAAAGAAAUGCUCUGCCCUUUCUUUGUCCUUUAAUAUCUGGUAAAAAAAAAAAAAA